Messenger RNA from Candoia aspera, 11200 nucleotides. RefSeq names its product huntingtin (gene HTT). The transcript is spliced from 67 exons. Bases 17 to 9316 code for a protein of 3099 amino acids. The record is from RefSeq and is a predicted model, not a curated record. NCBI's taxonomy places the organism in Eukaryota, Metazoa, Chordata, Lepidosauria, Squamata, Candoiidae. Gene Ontology annotation, cellular component: cytoplasm; nucleus.
CGCCCCGCCCUCCGCCAUGGCCGCCAUGGAGAAGCUGAUGCGGGCCUUCGAGGCGCUCCGCUCCUUCCAGCAGCAGCAGCAGCAGCAGCAGCAGCAGUCGCAGAGCCGCGCCGCCCCCGCGCCCGAGGAGCCGCCCGCCCGGCCAAAGAAGGAACUGUCCACGUCCAAGAAAGAUCGCGUGAACCAUUGCCUAACAAUAUGCGAAAACAUGGUUGCUCAGACUUUAAGAAAUUCCCCAGAGUUCCCAAAACUGUUGGGAAUUGCCAUGGAACUCUUCCUUCUCUGUAGCGAUGAUGCAGAGUCUGAUGUGAGGAUGGUUGCUGAUGAGUGUCUCAAUAAAGUGAUAAAAGCUUUGAUGGAUUCUAGUCUUCCUAGGUUACAAUUGGAACUCUACAAAGAGAUUAAAAAAAAUGGUGCUUCCCGGAGCCUGCGGGCUGCUCUGUGGAGAUUUGCUGAACUUGCACAUCUUGUUAGACCCCAGAAAUGCAGACCGUACUUCAUAAACCUCCUGCCCUGCUUGACGCGUGUAAGCAGGCGGCCUGAAGAAUCUGUGCAAGAAACCUUGGCUGCGGCAAUACCCAAAAUCAUGGCAGCUUUUGGAAAUUUUGCAAAUGACAGUGACAUCAAGGUUUUAUUAAAAGCUUUCAUAGGUAAUCUUAACUCGGCUUCUCCAACCGUCCGUCGGACGGCAGCCGCGGCCGCAGUGAGCAUCUGCCAGCAUUCGCGAAGGACGCAAUAUUUCUACACUCGGUUGCUUCAGGUAUUGCUAGGGCUGCUAUGUCCCAGGGAAGCAGAGCACCCCAGCGUCUUAGUUCUCGGUGUGUUGCUCACCUUGAGGUACCUGGCCCCACUCCUGCAGCAGCAGGUAAAAGAUACCAGCCUAAAGGGCAGUUUUGGUGUGAUACAGAAAGAAACGGAGAUUUCGCCUUCCUUGGAUCAGCUGAUACAGGUGUAUGAAUUAAGUCUGCAUUACACUCAGCACCAGGACCACAACGUUGUGACGGGAUCAUUAGAACUGUUACAGCAGCUUCUCCGAACGCCUCCUCCCAACCUCCUCUGGGCGCUCACUGUGGGUGGGGGACUUUUGCAAGUCAGUGCAGCCAAGGAUGAGACUGUAAGCAGAAACCGCAGUGACAGCAUUGUGGAACUGAUAGCUGGAGGGGGGUCUUCCUGCAGCCCUGUUUUUUCCAGAAAACAAAAAGCUAAAGUACUUUUAGGAGGAGAAGAAGACGGCUUGGAAGAUGAUUCUGAAACAAGAUCUGAGGCCAGCCACGCUGGUUUUGCAGGUUCUGUGAAAAGUGAGUUAAAUAGUGAAUUAGCGUCUAGGUCGGGUGCAUCAACGGCGGCAAGUGCGGCCUCUGAUCCCCCAGGCUGUGAUAUCAUAACGGAGCAGCCGCGUUCCCAGCACGUAUUGCAGCCAGAGUCGGAUCUCUCCACUUGCGAGUUGGCAGACGCAGCGAUGAAAGCCGAUGCUGAUGAUGACAUCCUUAGCAGAAGCUCCAGCCAGAUCAGCACCAUCCAGUCUGACCCUGCAGGAGACUUGAAUGACGGCACGUCAUCUCCCAUCAGCGACAGCUCUCAGACGACCACAGAAGGGCCAGACUCAGCAGUUACCCCUUCCGAUUAUUCUGAAAUGAUUCUAGAGGGUGGUGAAAAUCAAUACUCUGGAAUGCAAAUUGGACAACUGCAAGAUGAGGAAGAUGAAACUACAAAUGUCCUACAAGAUGAGACUAUUGAUCCUUUCGGAAAUUCUUGCCUUGAGCUUCAGCAAUCUCAUUUAGCGAAAGGCGUGAGCCACAGCAGGGAGCCUUCAAAUAGUAGCAUGGAGAAGUUUUUGCCUAAAGAAGAAACUGAACUUGCUGAUCAUGGAAAUAAGCUGUCCAGAAUUAAAGGUGAUAUCGGGGGCUAUAAGGAUGGAACUGCUGCUCCGUUAGUUCACUGUGUUCGCCUUCUGUCGGCUUCUUUUCUACUUACAGGAGAGAAAGGCGCCCUGGUGCCUGAUAAAGAGGUGAGAGUCAGUGUGAAAGCCUUGGCCCUCAGCUGUGUGGGAGCAGCUGUUGCCCUUCACCCUGAAGCUUUCUUCAGCAAACUGUACAAAAUGCCCACUGAAACGAUCAAAGAAGAAAGGGAAGAGCAAUAUGUGAAGGACAUUGUGAAUUAUAUUGAUCAUGGAGAUCCCCAGAUUAGAGGAACAACAGCCAUUUUAUGUGGAACCAUUAUUUAUUCCAUUCUCAUUCAGUCUUGCUUCAGUGUGGAAAAUUGGCUAGAAAACAUAAAAGCAUCAACAGUUACCCUGGUGGAGUGUAUCUCCUUGCUACAAAAGACCCUGAAAGACGAGUCUUCAGUUACCUGCAAACUGGCUUGUAUAGCUGUGAGGCACUGCAUCACGACCUUGUGCAAUAGCAGCUGGAGUCCCUUAGGGCUGCAGUUAAUGGUUGACCUCCUCCUCCUGAGGAACAGCUCCUACUGGCUGGUUAGGACUGAGCUGUUGGAAACUGUCGCUGAAAUAGAUUUUCGGUUGAUCCGGUUUUUGGAAGAGAGGGGCGGCAGCUUGCACAGAGGAGCUCAUCGGUGUGCUGGAUUGUUAAAACUUCAGGAUCGUGUUCUGAAGGAAGUGGUCAUUUCACUCCUGGGGGAUGAAGACCCCAGGGUCAGGCGUGUGGCUGCUGCUGCCUUAGUAAGGCUGGUUCCAAAGCUGUUCUAUAAUUGUGACACAGGACAGGCUGAUCCGGUAGUCGCUCUGGCAAAGGAGCAAAGCAGUGUCUAUCUAAAACUGUUGAUGCAUGAAACCCCACCAGCUUCUCAGUUUGCCGUGAGCGCUAUCACCAGAACAUACAGAGGAUAUAAUCUGACGCAAAGCCCAGCAGAUGCCACAGUGGAGAAUAACCUUUCUAGAGUGAUAUCAGCAGUAUCCCACGCACUGACAACAUCACCAUCGAGAUCCCUGACAUUUGGCUGCUGUGAGGCGCUGUGCCUUUUGUCCUCGUCGUUUCCAGUUUGCACCUGGAAUGUGGGAUGGCAUUGUGGUUUUUCUCCCCUGGGAGGCGUGGAAGAGUCUCAAGAGAACAGCACAAUUGGAAUGGUUGGCUUGCUGCUCUCCCUUCUUUCGUCUGUUUCAUUCCCAUUGGACCUCUCUGCCCACCAAGAUGCUCUGAUCCUGGCUGGAAACUUGCUUGCAGCUAGUGCUUCCAAAUCUUUGCAAAACCCCUGGACACAUAAUGAGGAUGAAACUAACGUUUCUGCUCCUAAGCAAGAGGAGUCAUGGGCAGCUCUUGCAGAUCGAAUGCUUGCUGUCUUAGUUGAGCAUUUGUUUUCCCAUUUGCUGAAGAUCAUUAAUAUCUGUUCCCAUAUAUUGGAUGAUGUUGUUCCUGGCCCAACGCUGAAGGCUACCUUACCAUCUCUAACGAACCCACCGUCACUGAGUCCAAUUCGACGCAAAGGGAAAGAAAAAGAAGUUGCUGAACAAGCAACUGUAUCAAUAAGUCCUAAAAAGACAAGUGAAAACAGCCCAGCUCCUAGGCAAAGUGAUGCUUCAAGCUCAGCUCCCCCAAGUAAGUCAUCCUCUACGCUGGGUAACUUCUAUCAUCUCCCAUCGUAUCUCAAGCUGUAUGAUGUUCUGAAGGCAACCCACGCCAACUAUAAGGUUACACUUGAUCUCCAAAACAUCAAUGAAAAGUUUGGUGGAUUCCUGAGAUCAGCUUUGGACGUUCUCUCUCAAAUUUUGGAACUGGCAACUCUGCAAGAUAUUGGAAAGUAUGUUGAAGAAAUUCUCUGUUACCUGAAAUCCUGUUUCAACAAGGAACCAGUAAUGGCAACUGUGUGUGUUCAGCAGUUACUGAAGACGUUGUUUGGCACAAACCUGGCAUCGCAGUUUGACAGCUUGUCUUCCACUUCCUGCAGAGCUCAGGGCAAAUGCCAGCACUUGGGCUCCUCAAACUUAAGGCCCGGCCUUUAUCACUGUUGCUUCAUGGCUCCUUACACCCAGUUUACCCAGGCACUCGCCGAUGCCAGUUUAAGGAAUAUGAUGCGGGCCGAGCAGGAGCAUGAUGCCUCAGGCUGGUUUGAUAUAUUGCAAAAAGUUUCUGCACAAUUGAAAACUGGUGUGACAAGUAUGGCCAAGCAUCGUGCUGACAAGAAUAUUAUCCAUAAUCACAUUCGUCUGUUUGAACCGCUUGUAAUCAAAGCCUUAAAGCAAUAUACCACCACCACAUCUGUACAGCUGCAGAGGCAAGUCUUGGAUCUCCUUGCGCAACUGGUUCAGCUGCGGGUCAACUAUUGCCUUUUGGACUCUGACCAAGUAUUCAUUGGAUUUGUUCUAAAGCAGUUUGAGUACAUUGAGGUGGGCCAAUUCAGGGAAUCAGAAGCGAUCAUUCCUAGUGUCUUUUUCUUCCUGGUAUUACUGUCUUACGAGCGCUACCACUCCAAACAGAUCGUUGGAAUUCCUAAAAUUAUUCAGCUGUGUGAUGGGAUAAUGGCCAGUGGAAGGAAAGCGGUGACACACGCAAUCCCGGCUCUGCAGCCCAUUGUUCAUGAUCUCUUUAUAUUAAGAGGAGCUAAUAAAGCCGAUGCUGGUAAAGAACUGGAAACCCAAAAAGAAGUUGUGGUCUCAAUGUUGUUGAGGCUUAUCCAGUAUCAUCAGGUGCUGGAGAUGUUCAUCCUUGUAUUGCAACAGUGUCACCGAGAGAACGAAGAGAAGUGGAAGAGAUUGUCUCGACAGGUAGCAGACAUCAUCCUCCCGAUGCUGGCCAAGCAACAGAUGCAAAUAGAUUCCCAUGAAGCUUUGGGGAUAUUGAACACUUUGUUUGAGAUCCUGGCACCUUCUGCCCUGCGUCCAGUGGACAUGCUCUUGAGAAGCAUGUUUGUGACUCCCAGCACAAUGGCUUCAGUGAGCACCGUUCAGUUAUGGGUAUCUGGUGUUCUUGCUAUUCUGCGGGUCUUGAUUUCCCAGUCAACUGAAGAUAUAGUUCUUUCUCGUAUUCAAGAGCUGUCCUUUUCACCAUACUUAAUAUCUUGUCAAAUAAUUAAUUGGCUGCGAAAUGGGGAAAAUAGAGUUCCUACAACUCAGGAGAUCCCCACGGAAGAGCAAGACCAAUUUCUGCCUGAAGAGACGUUUUCCAGGUUCCUAAUGCAAUUAGUGGGAAUCCUGCUGGAAGAUAUUACUAGUAAGCAGCUGAAUGUGGAAAUGAGCGAACAGCAACACACGUUCUACUGCCAAGAACUGGGCACCCUGCUUAUGUGCCUAAUUCACACCUUCAAAUCAGGAAUGUUCCGAAGAAUCACAGCUGCAGCUACCAAGCUUCUUACAGGAAAUGGGCCACAUAAUCUUCAUUUCUAUACCCUUGAAAGAUUAAAUGGUCUUGUUAAGUCCAUGAUAGCCACACAUCCUUCUCUGGUACUCCUCUGGUGUCAAAUCUUGCUACUCGUUAAUUACACCAAUUCCUGCUGGUGGUCCGAAGUUCAUCAGACUCCCAAAAGGCAGAGUCUUUCGAGUGCCAAAUUGCUCAGCCCUCAACCAAGUGGAGGCCCCCAUGAAGAAGACUGUGGCUCCAAACUUAGCAUCUGUAACCGAGAGAUAGUGCGGAGAGGGUCACUCAUCCUUUUUUGCGAUUACGUGUGCCAAAACCUGCAUGACUCAGAGCACUUAACCUGGCUGACUGUGAAUCAUGUUCAAGAACUUAUUAGUCUGUCUCAUGAACCCCCUGUCCAAGACUUCAUAAGUGCCAUUCACAGAAAUUCAGCUGCAAGUGGACUUUUCAUCCAGGCUAUUCAGUCACGAUGUGAGAACUUCACAUCUCCGACUGCGGUCAAGAAGACCCUGCAGUGUUUGGAGGGGAUUCAUCUGAGCCAGUCGGGUGCUGUGCUGAUCUUCUACGUGGACAAGCUGUUAGCUACUCCCUUCCGUGUCCUGGCUCACAUGGUCGACACACUGGCUUGCCGUCGCGUGGAAAUGCUUCUAGCUGCCACUGUGCAGAAUAGCACUGCUCAGUUACCAGUGGAAGAACUUGACCGAAUUCAGGAAUAUCUUCAGAACAGUGGAUUGGCCCACAGGCACCAAAGACUCUCCUCGCUCUUGGACCGGUUCCGUCUGACCGUAGCUCCAGAAACAAUUAGCCCACUGCCUUUGGUUACUGCACAUCCACUGGAUGGGGGGAACCAUCCUGCUCUGGAAACUUUAAUUCCAGACAAAGACUGGUAUUGUUCACUCGUGAGCUCCCAGUGCUACACAAAAUCUGCUUUCGCUCUGCCAGAAGGUGCAGAACUGAUGAGUCGGCUUCCUGAACAAGAACUGAUUCCCUUUAUGAUGCACCAGGAUUUCAACAUAAGCCUCCUUGCCCCAUGUUUGAGCCUCAGUGGGCAGGAACUCUCCCGAGGCCCAAAGAGACUUUUUGAAGCUGCCCGCCUGGUCACGCUGCAUCACGUGACGGCAGUUGUGCAAAAGCUCCCCACCAGCCAUCAGGCAUUCCAGCCGUUGCAACCCUCUGAACCGUCCACAUACUGGAGCAAACUGAGCAAUAUCUUUGGAGACACAGAAAUCUUUCAGUCCACAAUGGUUCUGGCUCAUGCUUUAAGUCAAUAUCUCGUGCUGCUUUCCAAACUGCCAGCCUCUCUUCGCAUUCCCCAUGAGAAAGAAAGUGACAUUUUGAAGUUUGUUGUAAUGCUGCUAGAGAUCCUGUCUUGGCACUUAAUACGCAAGCACGUUCCGCUAAGCAUCAAUCUCCAAGCUGUGUUGGACUGCUGCUGUUUGACGUUGCAGCAGACUAACCUGUGGAACCUCCUGGCUUCGGCCGAACGCGUGACCCACGCCGCUUCUCUCAUCCACUGCACCCGAUUCGUCCUGGAAGCAGUGGCAACUGAAUCGGGAAAUCGCCUUCUCAGUCCAGAGAAAAGGAAGAAGAUUCAAAAGGCUGCCAGUGAGAAUGAAAGGGGUUCACAAGCACCAAUUUCUGAGUAUAUUACAGCAACUUGUGAAGUGGUAGCAGAGUUGGUGGAAUGUUUGCCAUCUGUCUUGGCUUUGGGGCACCAGAAAAAUAGCACCAUCCCAGCAUUCGUUACACCUGUUCUGAGGAACAUCAUCGUCAGCUUGUCUAGGCUGCCACUGGUAAACAGCUACGCAAGAGUCCCUCUCCUGGUCUGGAAGUUGGGUUGGUCUCCAAGGCCGACCGGUGAAUUUGGCACGACGUUUCCAGAAAUACCUGUAGAAUUUCUUCAAGAGAGAGAAGUAUUCAAGGAAUUCAUCUAUCGAAUUAACACACUGGGGUGGACAAACCGCAUGCAGUUUGAAGAAACUUGGGCCACCCUUCUUGGUGUUCUUGUAACUCAGCCAAUCGCAAUGGAUCAAGAGGAAAACCAGCAAGAGGAAGACAUGGAAAGGACCCAGAUAAACGUUCUGGCUGUUCAAGCAAUCACCUCCUUGGUGCUGAGCGCGAUGACGAUACCCCUUGCCGGCAACCCAGCCGUUAGCUGUUUGGAGCAGCAGCCUCGAAACAAAACUUUAAAAGCACUUGAUACAAGGUUUGGGAGAAAAUUAAACGUUAUCAGAGGGAUCGUAGAGCAAGAAAUCCAAGAAAUGGCAUCUAAGAGAGACAACAUUGCUUGCCAUCACUUGUACCAGGUGUGGGACCCCGUUCCAUCCCUUGCCCCUCCUACUACAGGUGCUCUUAUUGGUCAUGAAAAACUUUUAUUGCAAAUCAAUACAGAGCGUGAAAUGGGAAAUAUGGGAUAUAAACUAGGACAGGUCUCCAUCCAUUCUGUGUGGUUGGGAAAUAGUAUUACUCCGUUGCGGGAAGAGGAAUGGGGUGAAGAUGAAGAUGACGAGAGUGAUAUGCCUGUCCUUUCCUCACCACCCUCUUCUCCCAUUAAUUCCAGGAAGCACCGUGCUGGUGUCGACAUCCAUUCGUGUUCUCAGUUCCUGCUGGAAUUAUACAGUCAGUGGAUUCUACCAUCCAACCCAAACAAGAGGACACCAGUUACUCUGACCAGCGAAGUGGUCCGAUCUCUUUUAGCUGUAUCUGACUUAUUUACUGAAAGAAAUCAGUUUGAAAUGAUGUACACCACGUUAACCGAACUGCGGAAGGUCCACCCAUCAGAAGAUGAGAUCCUUCUUCAGUAUUUGGUGCCCGCUGUGUGCAAGGCAGCCGCCGUGCUUGGAAUGGAUAAGGCUGUCGCUGAGCCAGUGAGCCGCCUGCUAGAAUCGACACUCCGCAGUGCACACGUGCCGGGCCGGAUCGGUGCCCUGCACGGAACCCUUUACGUCCUGGAGUGCGAUCUCCUGGAUGAGACGGCGAGGCAACUUAUUCCUGUAAUCACCGAAUAUCUGCUUUCCAACCUGCGUGGAGCAGCACACUGUGUGAAUAUCCACAACCAGCAGCACGUCUUGGUCAUGUGUGCAGUGGCCUUCUAUUUAAUAGAGAACUAUCCUGCCGAUGUCGGACCCGAAUUCUCUUCAGGAAUUAUUCAGAUGUGUGGAGCGAUGCUGUCUGAAAGUGAAGGAUCCACACCAUCUGUGAUUUACCAUUGUGUUCUCAGGGGUCUAGAGAGGCUCCUCCUUUCAGAGCAACUCCCCCGGCCUGAUUGCGACGCCUUGGUGAAACUGAGCGUGGACAGAGUGAAUGUCCUCAGUCCGCACAGAGCCCUGGCUGCCUUGGGGCUGAUGCUGACCUGCAUGUAUACAGGAAAAGAGAAAGUCAGUCCUGGACGAGACACCGAUCACCACCAAGCAGCCCCAGACAGCGAAUCUGUAAUUGUGGCGAUGGAGCGAGUUUCUGUCCUCUUUGACCGGAUCAGAAAAGGAUUCCCCUUUGAAGCCAGGGUGGUAACGCGGAUCCUCCCUCAAUUUCUUGAUGACUUUUUCCCCCCACAAGAUGUAAUGAAUAAAGUUAUUGGAGAAUUUUUAUCAAACCAGCAACCCUACCCACAAUUUAUGGCCAAAGUGCUAUAUAAGGUAUUUCAGACCUUGCACACGACAGGCCAGUCAUCGAUGGUCCGGGACUGGGUGAUGCUGUCGCUCUCCAACUUUACCCAGAGAACGCCAAUUGCCAUGGCAAUGUGGAGUCUGUCCUGCUUUUUUGUCAGCGCUUCCACCAGCCAGUGGAUUUCAGGGAUUCUCCCACACAUUAUCAGCAGAAUGGGAAAAUCAGAACAAAUAGACAUUAACUUGUUCUGUUUGGUGGCCAUAGAUUUCUAUCGGCAUCAAAUAGACGAAGAAUUGGAUCGCAGAGCCUUUCAGUCUAUCUUUGAAGUGGUCUCAUCCCUGGGAAAUCCAUAUCAUCGUCUACUGACUUGCUUACGAAAUGUUCACAAGAUCACACCAUGUUGAAACAGUGCAGAGAAAUUACGAAACGGAAGGUUGACAUUUGAAUCUAACACAAUGGAGAUUCUGGGCAUCAUUUUUUAAAUUUCCCAACCAAAAUUAUUAUGUAUGUAAUCCAUAUGGAACAUGGUUGCUGAACCAAACAACACAAAACAUGUUUUUGUGAGGAAUGUAUUAAAACGAGGUCCAGUAAGAUAUGGACAAGUGCUGAAUGCAAAGCAAAUUGUUCAUCUCGGCUUGAAUUGGUAUAUUGUUAACGCUGAACCUUGUGAAUUCUGCAGUAUGAGCUCACAGACAUUUAAAAAGCCUCCAUGCUUUAGUUUCAUCUAGCUGCAAGUAUUCAGUUGUAAUUUGUAGUUAUUUCCUAAUGUUGCCAGAGAGAAAGAAAAGGGAGAAAGACUUUUAAACACACUGAAAAUUUAGUUUUUCUGUUUAACAUGCUCCAACGUAUUUUGAUGCAUAAGAGUGGGGAAAUUAGACAUAUGGAGCUAUACUUCCUUUUUUACCUCUAGAUUUAAAAGUUGAAUCAAUAUAUUGGUUUAAAAAAUAGCCCAUGUAAAUAGUUCUAAAUCAUGUAUAGUAUGUUAAGAUACAGGAAUGGUGUGAGGCAGGGAAGCACUUACGGUUAAAAACAAUAUUUGCCACAUAUGUUGAAUAGCUUGGUACAGUUUCCUAUUGUAUGUUCUUUAGGUCUAUUUUUUUAAUGCACUUCAGUGUAACAUUUUAAACUCUGUAUUUCAUCUUUUGUAUGUUACUCUUUGAAAAAUUUAAAUAUAUUGAUUAGUUUAAAUUGGACGUAAGAGAUAAUUUUAUGUAGGUGCUUUGGAUUCACUUUGGAUAAGCAAUGGGGGGGAGGGACCUGACACUCCAUGAAACCUUUUACACGCACAUUUUAGGAAAGUUUUCCUUACAAUAAGCAUUUUGUGCAGCCAUUUUUGGGUGUGCCUUUUGAUUAAAGCCACGCAAUUUGUUCAGACUAAGCAAGCUCUGCAAACCUGCUGAGAACCCAGCCCGGUUCUUGCUUCUCUAGUUGUGGCUCCAGGACCCGAGGAAGAGGCCAAGGCGAUCCUGUGGCCUGGCACAGGCAUGGGGUCUUCUUCCUGAGGGGGGGACAGCUGAGGAUCUGAAGGUCGGAAGGGGGCAGACGCAGAGAGAGAAGCUGGCAAGAACCCUGCCCUGUUCCCCCCUCUCUCACGCACACACGCACGGACGCACCCUGGCACUACGGAGUCUUUCAGUUGCACCCUUCAUGUUUCCUCCUCUCCUUGCGUAGGUCCUCUGCUUCACAGCCACCCUCCUAACUGCUGUGGCUGUGAUGCCUGCCUCCUCCCUCCCGCUGAAAUCUGAAGGAGGCUCUCCCACCCCAGGCCAUCUCCCCUCCCCUCCCAGCCCCGAAGGUGCCCAUUUCAGAUCCACCCUGGGAGCAGCCAGUGGGAGGAUGGCAUGGGCCCCGCUCAGGGCCUACCUUCCCUCUGCUGAGCAAGUGCUGCUCAUGCUGUGGAGAGGCACCACAGGACUAUCCAAGAGGGAGGCACACAUUUCCCACCAGCCGGGAAGGGGGUCUCGUGCAAGAGAUGCACAGCAGUGGCAGCGCCUGUAAUCUUAAAGCGGGGGGCAUCCUCCAGGGCUUGAGGCCGCAGGAAGGUUCAAUUGUUUUCCUGCGUGGGGCUGCUGGUGCCUCACUGUGAGGCAAAACAGGGUUGGGAGGUUCAACAUUUUGAUCUUCAGCAACACUCCUAUAGUAGAAUUCAUCUCCACGUUUCUUGCUAACAAAAUUAAUUUUAUCAGAAGGAAUAUGAACUGCGUUAGUGUAUAUAGUAUAUGUAAAAUAUAUGCAACUACAUUUGAUGUAUGCAUACAAAUGUAUUUAUUAAACGGAGUUUAAACUAC